UGAAACUGAGCUUAGUUUAUUUUUAGUUCUGUUUACUUUAUGAGUUCGAUUUUUAUUUGAAAACGUUUAUUUAGUUUGAAUAUGAGACCGUUUAUUGUGAUCAGACAAUUUGAGAGUGACGACACGAUUGCACGCAAGGAUUUAAUCAGACAAUAUGUAAUGUCAUUUGCUUUCGACGCUUUUACAUCUUGCUUAUUUAGAGAGAUCUUUCUGCAAUUGGUUGUUCUUGUAGCGGCCGUGAUGUUCAUUUUCUUCAAUUUUCCAUUGAUCAUUUGCGCAUCGUCAAUACCAUUCGUUAUCAUUUUUAUCUACAUCUCGGUAUAUGGAGCCUAUUUGACAAAAGCCAUCGAGUUAUCACAUGAUCCAAUAACGUCGUGCUGGAUUGCAGAAGCAUAUGAACCAUAUUUGAUGUCGUUAUCGUUCAAUAACGAUUCUCUGGAAUAUGACAUUGUUCCUGAAAGUCGUUUACAAUCAACUGACUUCGAAUUGAAUCGCAUGAAACGGACACUGAUUGGGACAAUUUCAAUCGAAUCACAUCGGUCGUUACACGGUGCUGGAUGGUUGAGUCAUUUUGCAAUUUCUUCGAAAUUCAAUUUUGAUAAAGUGGCAGAACCACUCAUACAUCGCACGCUUAAGCAUGCAAUCGAACAGCAAUUUUAUUCAGUGGAAAUGGUUACGACGGAAUGUCAAAGUCAAUUACGUGAAGUUUUGCUAAAAAUUGGCUUUGAUAUGAAACAAAUUUAUCACCAAUACAUUCUCGCCAAUAAUAAUCUUAGAAUUAUGAAAUCACAGAUGGGCAUCGAUCUAAACACAUGGACAAAAUCAAAAAAUAAAUAAAUCUUAGGGCUAAUUACACAAAUCACACGGAUUGUUCCAUACAGAUAAUUGUAUUUUGAUAGAUAUUUUUAUAGAGACAAUUCUAAUGAUGUUAUUUGAAGAAUUAUGUUAAAUAUUUGAAGACAAUGAAUAAAUGAAUGAUAUAUUUUCACUCCGAA
Molecule: messenger RNA, 995 nt
Organism: Contarinia nasturtii (swede midge)
Lineage: Eukaryota; Metazoa; Arthropoda; Insecta; Diptera; Cecidomyiidae
Exons: 3
Coding region: 82-837 (251 amino acids)
Molecular function (GO): N-acetyltransferase activity
Source: RefSeq, a predicted model, not a curated record